AUGGGGAGAAUAAAGAAGGUGGCGGGCCUCAAACAUGGGGCUACAAUCUCUCCUGCCUUAGCUACCUUCGUUCAACAAGCUACCACCGUUGACAUCCCAGAACUUCCCUCCCAUCUCUCAUUGUUCCCGCGCCGAUGGCCCUUCCCAAGAGGCGAUCUAUAUCAUUGGAUUGUGGUGCUGAACCGGUUUGAUACGAUCCUUCAACAAGUGAUAGAGAAGUAUGAUCUCCAUUUAGGGCCGCAGACAAAGCCAUUUGGCCGUUUGGUCCUUCAUGACACAUGUGUCUCCAGCGGUAUUGCAUCGACGGCCGAGGCAUGCGAAGCACAUCUCGACAAACUUGGCUUUGGGCCUGAGGGAGAUCGAGAGCUGGUCGAAGCGCUCUUAUCAUUUUCAAGGCUCCUGCUGGAGAAAUGUGGCAAUCGGAGCCUAUACAGUAGCAGCGAUCGCUUGAAUGACCUUUUGAAUACGACGUCACUUCCCCUUCUGCAGAACGUUCUCCGCCUUGGUGUCAGCUUAGCCCAACGGUACUUUUCCAGACAACGCCAAUCUAAUAGUACCCAUUUUCACCAGAGUUUACUGGCAACACACUACAAUAUUGAAUUGGAGCGCGUCCAAAAGCUUGCUGCGCCGUUUCCCAAACCUGCCCCUGCCAAGGUAACUGAUACCUCGUCCGCUAGCGUUAAGGGAAAAGAAAAGGCUAUUCAGGCCCAGACUGACCGUCGUGGUUCCGUCACCAAAUGUAAUGCGAACGAUCUAAUUGCCCUUACUAAAGGCCUCUCUGAUACAGAACCCAAUGGGUUCGCAGCUCAUGAUUGGGAGGAAUGGGCUAACAUUAACAUGUCGUAUUACUCACCUUCUCCGGAUGCUGCCGAGGAUGCCGCUCCAGCAGGAGCCGGCGCCAUCCCGCAUCCUCCAGCGACCCCAACCCCCUUACGUAGAUCUUCUACUCACCCCAGCUCAAGAUUGAGUAGAAGUUCCGUAACGGAUGAUUCACCAACGGCGCCGCCCACCAGCUCGCCCACCAGUAAAUACGACGAAACAAAUAGAGGAGUUAAAAUUCUGCAUAUCCCAAGCUCUACGAUUGUAUCCAUGAGCAUAGAGGCGGUUUUGCAAGCGCACUUAGAGGAGCUUCCAAACGAUGCUUCGAAGUAUGAAUUGCUGCAACGACUUCGUGUUGCUUAUGCUGUUGCAACAUCCCCUGAGAGCAGGCGUCAAAUUCUUGGUGUUAGAGUCCUUGCGAUCACGAACUUGGCAUAUAUUUAUCCAGAAACUCUCUUCCAGCAAAAGGUGCUUAACCAUGAUUCCGAUAUACCGAAACACCUGCAGCUUGCCUACCAGCUUGCCGAAUUUGUGCAUCUUGGUGUCGCCGGUGACAUUACAGCCUCAACACUGAACCAGACUUUCGCACUCAACUGUCUUGACGCACUGGCAAAACAUAAAUCCCGAUCUGCGGAUGUUUGUGCGGCUCUUAGCGUGAACGUUAACCACGGAAUCCUUAUGUUCCUCACUCGGAAGGCUGUUGCGGACUUGGCCGUCGAAGAGAAGCCGGAUGACCCACCGGAAGGCGAUGACUGGAGAGAGGCUCUAUUUGCACUUCUUCGAACCCUUCCGAAUGCUGGUACGAGAACGCCAGAGACUCUUGUGGCAGCUGGAUUGAUUCCUUUGUUUGUCGAUAUCUUGAACCUCAGGACGGAGAAAGCAAGAAAAAUUUAUCCUCGGGUCAUGGAAUUCUUGGAUACAUUUGUUCACUCUGUUCGGGAUGCAUUGGCAACAUUGGCUGGAGCCAAAGGUUUCCAUGCCAUUUCAGAUCUGAUCUCUUUCGAGACGAAGACGUCAUUUGAUGCUGUGACGAAGGACCAGGGAAUUCCAGCGCCGUUUAGGACUGCCGCCAUCGAUUACCAGAUUCCGUAUUUCCAACAGCAAUCCUUGAGGUGGCUGUUCAAGUUCGUCAACCAUGUAAUGCAACACAACAGCGGCGGAUUUGAGCGCCUUCUUCGAAAUCUUAUCGAUUCGCCUCCACUUCUCACUGCCCUUCGCUUGGUCCUGGAAAACUCGCGUGUCUACGGUUCUCAUGUGUGGAGUGGUGCAGUAAACAUUUUGAGCCAUUUCAUCCAUAAUGAACCUACUAGUUAUGCCGUUAUUGCUGAAGCCGGGUUAAGCAAAAGCCUUCUCGAAGCAGUGAUUGGCCGGCCCAUGCCAGGUGAUACAACAGAUGCCAUUACUGCCAAUACUGAUGAUGACCAUCAUGCUCCAACCGAAUCGCAACCUUUGUUUAUUCCAGCGUGUGCGGAGGCCAGCGACCGCGAGACUCUCAGGUCCAAGAUUAUUAGGCCAUCUGGUCCUAAACUGGCUGAAGGAAUCUUACCUUCGACAGAAGCAAUUGUGUGUAUCCCGCAAGCGUUUGGGGCCAUCUGUUUGAACCAAGGAGGCCUAGAGUUAUUCCGAAAGUCGGAUGCUCUCGAAAGUUUUUUCGAGAUAUUCGAAAGUCCAGAGCAUGUGAAAUGCAUGAAGAAUGAUUCGAAUCUUGUCCGCGUCCUGGGUAACUCUUUUGACGAGCUCGUUCGACAUCACCCUCCUUUAAAGACUGCGGUCAUGAGUUCCGUUUUGGUCAUGGUGGCCCGUGUAGUCCAAUAUUGCAAAUCAAAAGCAUGGGAAUGUGGACUUGGAGCUAAGCUUUGGACCGAAGGAGAAGAUAAAAAGCUUUCCAUUGCCGGAGGCGACUCUUCCUCGCUCGCAGACAUUGGCUUUGCGUUCACUUAUCCCAUCGAUAACCAGCAAUCCCAUUCAAGAGUAGAGUCGACCGAUACUGAGAUGAAGAGUGCCCCGACAACUUCUCAGGAUGGAAACCCUUUGACAUCGAAGAUGGAGAACUUUGAUUUGAAGGACCUUGAUAGCCACGGUCUAUCUGUUGCCAGCUACAUGUUCCCGGCUGUGAGGUUCCUGCAUGCCUUUUUCGAGAACCACACUAUCUGCGCAAGUUUUAUCGAGGCUGGUGGGGUUGAGUAUGUACUCGAUUUUGCCACCCUCCAAAGCCUGCCAUUUGACUUCCAUAAUACGGAGGCGAGCCAACAGCUGGCACAAGUGAUCCAUUUAAUGGUCGAGGUCAAACCACACCUUGUGCUUCCUUCCCUUAUGAAACGAACUCAGGAUGCCGUUGAUUGUUUAGCUCCCUUUUGGCGACAAUCUAGUGCCACUGGGUUUUUCGCUCCUUUGACAAACCCGCCGAAGAAGGCGGAAAAUACUGCUGAGACCCCAGAGUCCGAAGAUGUGAAGGUCAAGGGAACCUAUUUCGUAAAACAUCUCGUCGCUGUCCAUACUCUUACGGAUAUCCUCCGCGAAGCGUAUACGCCGCCAAUCUACCCGACCCGGCCUAGUCAGCAGACAUCUCCGUUUGUCCAGGUAAACUUAGCCGAUAAAUAUGUUGCUCUUGUCAAAAAACUUGGGUCCUUGCAUUCAGCUUGCGUCUGGGAAGAAAUAUUGCUACAGAAGGAUAUGCCAGAAUCUUGGAAUGAAGCGACUAGAGUCCCUGGAUAUGGGUUUGGUGCAGAGGAAGGAAGUGAACCACCGAGUACUAUGCCUACAGAUGAUGUAUCUGAGCCUGGUGAUGUGGCUGCUGAAGUUGCAACCGGGUCAACUGCGUCUGGAGCGGGUCCUUCCCGUGAACUUGCCGAUAAUGAGACGAGAUCGCGAACCGCGGUUACCCAAACCUCUGUUGGUUUAGAGAAGGGCGCGGCAUUCAAAAACGUAAAAACUCUCCGUUACUUGCUCAGUUCUCUGCCCUCCUCUAUAACCGGCUUCUUCCAUCUAUUGGGACAUGGACUUAUCAGCAAACGACGAAUGGAUACUUAUCAACGACAAAAGGCUGGCACCGUUGCAGAUGCGAUUGCAUCGAUGAUCCUAGAAAAACUGAAUCUUGAUGCACCUAAGAAAACCUCUUGUGUAAAAGACCGGUUUUCGUAUCUCAUAGUCAUAUUGUCCUCGUUUUCUCAGCUGUUAUUUGAUACUACCGCUGAGCGCCCUCAUUCCCAUUGCCUCACAAUGAUUCUAUCGGCUUUCAAGAAGUUGAAUGGGAUCCAAGCAAUGAAAGACUUGUGUGGUUUAUUCUUGAAUGAGAUCAGAACCCUUGAUCCCCAAGCGCAGGAGAAUAGGACUAAAGACGUUCCUGCACGCCUUGCUUCUGCUUACGGGGGGAUUAAAAUUAUUCUUAAUUUCUUUUCUGAAAUGACAUCCGCCCAAUAUAUUAUCGACUCGGCGCAAACACAGGCAAUGGCCAGUGCCAGCGGGGACAGAGAUCGUCCUGACUAUUUCCUUCCAGCCCAGUUCUUGGUCGAACUCCGAAUGGAAGUCAUACCAAUGGCGCAAGAAAUGUGGAGUUCAGGGUUCGUCGCAGAGGCGUCUAGUUCUAUCCUAAAAUCUCUGAUUGAUAUUCUCCGAUCUGUCCUUGAAGGGGAAUAUGAAACGGGAGCCUUCCGUCGCGGUGAAAGCCUUCCUGCUGUUUCUGCACUUACUCCCAAAACCUUUACUUGCCAUAGGGAGCGUCUGUCUACGCUCAAAGAGAAUGGCCAUGACGAAAACCUCGCCCGAGAAGCUCUCUACCGCUGUAAUAACUCAGCGUCCGCUUCUGAAGAAUACUGUAUCAGCCAACGGGCUCUCCGCCCACCACCUAGGAGCCCAGUUCCUUCACAUGACCUAGAGCAGGUUACAAGCAGUAGUAGUCCUUCGCUCCGCUCCAGCAUCUUUGGAAAUCUUGGUAGCUCGCAACCGCAGUCUGACAGCGGCCAGGUUUUGGCUUCUACUCCGGCCGAUAUCGCGUCAUUGCUCGGUCACCUCGCCCAACCAAAUCUGGGCGUAGAGGAAAGCGGCACAAACCAAGCAGAGAGUCGGCCGCCUCCCAGUCAAGGUGCGCAGGGCGGCGAUCAAUCAAGUACUAGCGGCCUUCUCGCAAUGAGCAUCGAUAAUAUCCUUAAUGACCAGGAAGAGUCCCCAACUGAAGAGAGGAUCGCACCUGCUCAGCGUACGGAGAGUGGUGCUCGACCUCCAUCGACUGCUCAACCAGCUCCUCCAAAGCGGCAAGAAGUGGUUACCGUUGAAGACUUGGACAGUGAGCGUGAUAAGGUCCGGAGCAACCUCAUUGAACGAUGUUUAGAUGUGUUAAAUGUCCAUCAUGACGUAACUUUUGAGCUCGCUGAUCUUAUUGGGUCUGCCACCACCAAGCUCCCUGAUCCUGUCAAUUUCCGUCGGGAGGUUGGUGAAACGUUGAUGCAUUUCUUGAUUUCUCUCCAGAUGGAAGAGAAUUUCCAGUCAGCCGGAAAGAAAAUAGCGGCAUACGCUGGCUUGUUAGCUUUGGUCCUGCAAGAUAAGGAUGUGUACGAAGCUACUCUUGAAGAGUUAAAGGAAAAUUUUUCGAAUCUGUUUGGCUUUAUUAAAAUCCCUCCUGCCUCCUCCGAGAAACCUACCGAGGAAUCGUGCCCCUGGAUUCCGCAAGUCUUGCUCAUUCUUGAAAGAGUCCUUUCGGAUGACGUAACACCGCCAUUAAUUCGGUGGAACCCCCCAAGUUCUGAUGGGUCUGUCGGACCAGAGGAGCCGGCAGAACUAGAGGAACCUGUUAUCCCAUUUUCUGACAAGAUGGAGCUGUUUGAGACAAUGGUCGAUAUUCUCCCUCGGAUUGGGAAGGACGAAACGCUGGCGCUGUCUGUUUCCCGCAUCCUCGUCAUUUUGACCCGUGAAAGGGAAAUUGCUGUUCGACUAGGAGAAAAGCGCAAUCUCCAACGCCUGUUUGUCAUGAUCAAGCAAUUGGCAAGCGGUUCGGACGACAGACUUCAGAAUACGUUCAUGCUCAUUUUGAGACAUAUCAUUGAAGAUAAUGACACCAUUCGACAAAUAAUGAGAAGCGAAAUUGUUGCUGGUUUCGAAAGUCGAUCCCCACGGCAGACGGACACCACGGGCUAUGUACGCCAAUUCGCGCACCUUAUUCUGAGAAACCCGACACUGUUUGUGGAAGUUACGAAUGAAAAAUUAAAGUUGCAGCGAUACGACACACACCAACGACCUCAACUCUUGGUUCUCAAGUCGGAAACAAACGAUACGGUUUCACGGCAAGAUCAAAACUCUUCUAGCCAAGAGGACAAUCAGACUGCGGAUAAGCCAGAAGCUAUCGAACCUCAUACCGAACCUCAAGAUGGACAGCAAGCUGAGAGCAAGGACGGCAAGGAGGACAGAGAUGCCAAGGAUAAGUGCAAAUCAACAGAGCUCAAGGCUCCUGUUGUUGAAAAUCCUGAUGGCGUGAUUCAUUAUUUGCUCUCUGAAUUACUUUCUUAUCGCGAUGUGGACGACAAGGAGCCAACCGUGGAGUCCUCGGAGAAGUCAACGAGUCGCAUAGAGUCUCAAAGCGAUGUUGAAAUGGCAAGCGGACCGGCGUCGCCUACUUCAUCCAUUUCGGGAACUCAGACUACAAAGCCCCCCAAGAAGGCCGAGAAACCUCAAUUUAAGGCAGACGAACACCCGAUCUACGUUUACCGCUGUUUCCUAUUGCAGUGCUUAACAGAGCUAUUGUCCUCGUAUAACCGCACCAAAGUGGAGUUCAUCAACUUUUCGCGCAAAGCCGAUCCUUUCGCCACGACGCCUUCGAAGCCGCGUUCUGGCAUUUUGAACUAUUUGCUGAACUCGCUCGUUCCCAUCGGGACGUUGGAGCAUGGGGAAUCUAUCGCUUUCAAAAAGCGGGUCAACACUUCUAACUGGGCGAUGCGGGUGAUUGUAGCCCUCUGCACCAAGACAGGGGAAUUUGGUGUUCCAUCCAGGCGCCGCACCAUUCCGAAUGAUGACAACGAACCUGAACUCCUUUUUGUCCGCAAGUUUGUUCUCGAACAUGCCUUGAAAUCAUACAAAGAUGCUAAUGCGUCGAAUGAACCUCUUGAUGCAAAAUACGCACGACUUCUUAGUUUAGCCGACCUAUUUGAUAAGAUGCUCUCCGGAGGCACAAGUGGAGAUGGCACCACACAUUUCCCUUCGUCUACUCGCCAGGUUGCGAAAACUAUGUUUGAAAAGAAUUUUAUUUCAGCCUUCACAGCUUCUAUAUCCGAUAUAGAUUUGAAUUUCCCGCCAGCAAAGAGAGCUGUGAAAUAUAUUCUUCGACCGCUGAACAAGCUUACGCAAACUGCAGUCUUGUUGAGUGAAACCUCGAGCAUUCAAACCACACCAGGGCAAACUGAUGAAGAUGAUAUAUCUUCGGCAACCUCCGUAUCUGAUAUGGAAGAUGAUCGAGAAGAAACCCCCGACCUUUUCCGACAUUCUACGCUUGGCAUGUUUGAGCCGAAUCAUGAAGAGGGAACAACUAGCGAAGAAGACUCGGAGGAAGACGAAGAGAUGUAUGAUGAUGAAUAUGAUGAAGAAAUGGAUUAUGAAGAGGAUAUGCCGGAGAAUGACGGAGAAGUUGUUAGUGAUGAAGAUGAGGAAGACAUGGAUGGGCGAGGGCCCAUUGAAGGUUUGCCUGGUGAUUCUGGUAUGGAUAUUGAAGUCCUCAUCGAAGGGGAUGACGAUGAUGAUGAUGAAGACGAUGACGACGAUGAUGAGGAUGACGAUGAUGAGGACGAUGAUGAGGACGAUGACGAUGACGAUGACGAUGACGAUGAUGAAGAAGGCUCCUUGGCCAUGGACGACGAAUUGAUAGCAGGCGAAAUCACUGGGGACAAUGACAAUGAUAGCCUCCGAGAUGGAGACGAAGGUGAAUGGGAAAGCGAAGAUAUCUCGGACAAUGAGGAAGAGGAAGACGGUAUGAACCAACUAGAGAACGAAUUGGGUGAUUUUGCUCAAGGUGACCACGGGUCUAACCUGCAAAAUGUAUUACGGAUUCUAGGGGAGCAAAAUAGAAACCGCCUUGAUAUUCAUCAGCUUGAAUUGGAUAUAGGAAUGGGAGAAGAACUUCACGACGACCUGAUGGAUGACGAAAUGCAGGAUGAUCAAGAUUUUGACCACCCACAUCGAUUCAUGCUGCACGACACCGACCCUGCAAUGGAUCAUAACCGCCACCAGCAUGGCCGAUUCCGUGGAAUACCUCCCCCCCCAUGGAGCAUGUUUUCUGGAGGCCUUAGUAAUCGUCACGGUAUUAUACCCAUCCCUGGUUAUAGAACUCAUCGGACUCAAAUCCCCUCGCGUGGAAAUGACGAUGGGAGUAACCCGCUGCUACGUCGAAACGACCGCACUACAGAUGUUACACGUGGAUCCAGAGGUCCUCCCGAAGCUUUGAGUGACUGGGUCCACGCAAUCGACCCCAGCCAUCAGGGUCGACUCCUCUCGAUGGAUAGCCCGGUUACAUUCAUGAAUGCAAUUAUGCAAGCUCUGGGUCAAGGUGGCGGUAGCUUUGGUGUCGUUAGUCGUCCAGAUGGAGUCCAUGUUCGUCUUGACCAAGGCCACGUCUUCACCAAUCGUAUACAAGAUUUGUUUGGCCUUAGUCGACCUCCAGCGACCACCACACGUCCUCGUGACGAUCCUUAUCAAGCAGUCACGUUUGUUCUAUCCACAACUUCCACUCGUUGGCAAGAAGAAGCACGCCUUUUGUUUAACAAUACUUACUUGGAGAAAGCCCAACGAGUUGUAAAUUCACUUCUCAAAGUACUUGUUCCCCCGGCUAUUGAAGAAGAAAAAGUUAGACAGAGGCAAUUGGAGGAAGAGCUUAAGCGACGAGAGGAGGAGAGGGUCGAACGUGAGCGUCAAGAGCAAGUCGCGAAGGAAGAAGCCGAGCGCGAGAGAAAACGCAAGGAGGAGGAAGAAGAAGCGCUACGCCGACAACAAGAAGCUGAGAGAGCUGAGAGAGCAGCUGAAGAAAGUGCGCAGCAAGUCACUGGACACCCCGAAGGCGAGCCGAUGGACGACGUGCAGCCUACCGAGUCGACACAAGAGCAAGUUGCUGUUCCAGCUGAAACAGAUCCUGCGGUGGCCGGCCCUUCAGAACCUGCACCCCGCAUCCACACCACAAUCCGUGGUCGACAACUUGACAUUACCGGGAUGGACAUUGAUCCAGAGUAUUUAGAAGCACUUCCCGAAGAUAUCCGUGAGGAAGUCAUCAUGCAGCAACUCACCGAACAGAGAUCGCAGGCUGCAGCAUCCGGCGAAGAACCAAGUGAGAUAAACCCAGAGUUUCUGGAAGCGUUACCUCCUGAUAUCCGUGAAGAACUUCUGCAACAGGAGGUCGCUGAUCGUCGACGUCGUGAGCGGGAGGCGGCACGUCGAAAUGCCGCUGCAAAUGGUGGCCCAGCUGCUCCUGAUGACAUGGACCCUGCCAGCUUCAUUGCCACAUUGGAUCCUUCUCUAAGACAAACAGUGCUCGCCGAUCAGCCCGAAGAAAUUCUCGCGUCUCUUGGUCCUGAAUUUGUUUCGGAAGCCCGCGCGCUUACAGGCCGAAGGCUUGCUCAGUUUGGGGAUGUAAGCAGACUAGAUCAGAGCUCGCGACCUGAUACCACUCAACGUGAUCAAGGAGCCAAAAAAACACAACGCCGGCAAAUUGUCCAGAUGCUCGACAAGGCUGGUGUAGCUACCCUCCUCCGUCUCAUGUUCAUGCCCCUUCAGGGAAAUGCACGGCAUCAUAUAAAUGACAUCCUUCAUAAUGUCUGCCAAAAUCGCCAAAAUCGGUCGGAAGUGCUUAGUCUUUUACUUUUGAUUCUCCAGGAUGGAAGUGCGGACGUAUCUGCUGUGGAACGCAGUUUUGCUCAUCUAUCACUGCGAGCUAGGACCCCAACAGCGUCGCAGCGAACCCCGCAGCUGAAGCGGACAUUGUCAUUGCCGGUUCCUGGUACCAAUAACGACGUCACCCCGUUGGUUGUGAUCCAGCAAUGCUUGGGAGCUUUGUCGUUCCUCACUCAAUACAACCCCCAUAUCGCAUGGUUUUUCCUGACCGAACACGACACAGCAGCCGCUCUUAAAAUGAAAGCACUGAGGAAAGGAAAGGCCAAGGAAAGUAGAGCCUCUAAGUUUGCUAUAAACUCUCUCCUGUCCUUGCUUGAUCGCAAGUCAAUCAUGGAUAGCCCAAGUUGCAUGGAACAACUCUCUAGUCUCCUCAGCAGCAUUACUCAACCAUUAACUCUCCUCCUACGAAAAGACAAAGAGAAAGAUACGCGAGGCGCUGAGGUCGCUGCUGAAAGCGCGCAACCUGUGCAACCUGUGGAGGCCUCGUCCCAGGAAACAGAGGGUUCUCGUACUGCCGAUGAGCCAGCCCCGCGUUCCGAUACGAUGAUGCCUGAUGCUGCUUCCGCAGAGCAAGAGCAAGAUCGUCAGGAGGCCCAGGUGGUGGGAUCGCCUGCCGAAGAAAAGGUAGAAUCUUCAAAACCGGCUGAGGAGGAGAAACAAAAAAAGCCUCGUAUUCCUGAGCCCCCUGUGGUACCAGAGCACAAUCUUCAGUUAGUUGUUCGCAUUCUUGCUGCUCGAGAAUGCAAUGGCAAAACAUUCCGAGAAACACUUUCGACCAUCAACAACCUCUCUGCUAUCCCUGGAGCCAAAGAAGUCUUCGGUCAAGAGUUGAUUGCCCAGACACAGAGCCUCAGCAAUUCAAUCCUGGUUGAUCUCGAAGAACUUCUUCCCCACAUUAACCAGGCGGAGACGGGCAUCGAAGUGCAGGGUAUGGCACUUGCCAAAUUUUCUCCUGCUAGCUCUGAUCAAGCCAAACUACUCAGAGCUCUGACUGCCCUUGAUUAUCUAUUUGACCCAAAUAGGCUUGACAAGGAGAGGUACAGCGAGCCCGAGUCGUCUAAUAACGAUGAAGUUUUGAAGACACUUUAUGAAGGUGCCACAUUCGGACCACUCUGGGCAAAGCUGAGCGAAUGCUUACAUGCCAUUCGACUGAAAGAGAACAUGCUCAAUGUUGCCACAAUACUUUUACCACUCAUAGAAUCACUUAUGGUUGUAUGCAAGAACACCACUUUGAAAGACUCUCUGCUACCAAGACAUGGACGGGAAUAUUCUGUUUCUAGUCCGCCGCCCGACUCUGGGAUGGAAGCCCUAUUCUUCAACUUCACAGAAGAUCACCGCAAGAUUCUCAAUGAGCUUGUCCGCCAGAAUCCUAAGCUCAUGAGUGGCACGUUCUCCCUUUUAGUCAAGAACCCGAAGGUAUUGGAGUUUGACAAUAAACGCAAUUACUUCACCCGUCGGAUCCAUUCACGCGGUAGCGAGAUCAGACAUCCACAUCCCCCAUUACAACUCUCCGUUCGCCGAGACCAAGUUUUCUUGGAUUCCUUUAAAUCGCUCUACUUCAAGACUGCCAACGAAAUGAAGUACGGCAAAUUGAACAUUAGGUUCCAUGGCGAGGAAGGUGUUGAUGCAGGCGGUGUCACUCGUGAAUGGUUUCAAGUCCUGGCACGCGGCAUGUUUAACCCCAACUAUGCCCUAUUUAUCCCUGUCGCAUCUGAUCGUACUACGUUCCACCCAAAUCGCCUUAGUGGAGUCAAUCAAGAGCAUUUGAUGUUCUUUAAGUUCAUCGGACGAAUUAUUGGUAAAGCUCUAUACGAAGGUCGUGUUCUUGAUUGCCAUUUCAGCAGAGCCGUCUACAAGCGUAUCCUUGGCAAAUCUGUGUCUAUCAAAGAUAUGGAGACGCUUGAUCUUGAUUAUUACAAGUCUUUGCUCUGGAUGUUGGAGAACGAUAUUACUGAUAUUCUCACUGAAAAUUUCUCCGUCGAGUCUGACGAUUUUGGCGAGAAGCAGACAAUUGAUUUGGUAGAAAAUGGUCGGAAUAUCCCUGUGACUCAGGAGAACAAGGAAGAAUAUGUACAACGUGUGGUCGAAUAUCGCCUAGUUGGUUCCGUCAAAGAUCAGUUGGACAAUUUCCUGAAAGGAUUCCAUGAUAUCAUCCCAGCCGAUCUUAUUGCUAUAUUUAACGAACAAGAGCUAGAGCUCUUGAUUUCUGGACUUCCUGAAAUUGAUGUGGAUGACUGGAAGAAUAAUUCUGAAUACCAUAAUUACUCGGCGUCAUCACCACAGAUCCAAUGGUUCUGGCGCGCGGUACGAUCGUUUGACAAGGAAGAACGGGCCAAACUCCUCCAAUUCGUUUCUGGUACUAGUAAAGUUCCCCUCAAUGGCUUCAAAGAGCUUGAGGGCAUGAAUGGCUUCAGCAAAUUCAACAUUCAUCGAGACUAUGGGAAUAAGGACAGACUGCCUAGUUCCCAUACGUGUUUUAACCAGCUCGACUUGCCUGAAUAUGACAGCUAUGAAACCCUUCGACAGCGCCUUUACACAGCUAUGACUGCGGGCAGUGAAUAUUUCGGUUUCGCGUAAAGGCAAUGAAAUUGUGUAUUUGCUUCUGAACUCCUUUUCUCUUUUUUGUUUCCCCUUCUUGCGCUGUUCUUUUUGUGAUUUCCCUCCUGAUUCGUUUCUGCACUUGUUUUUUUUUUAAAAUCCCCUAAAUCACAAAUUCCUUCCUCUUUUCCAUCUCCAUGACCUAUACCUUUGUUUAGUCAAAGCAUCUGGCGGCGCCCUCACCUUGAUAUUGCGUUUUAUUCGGCUUUUUUCUGUUAUUUUGCCUGAUUCCAAACUGUACACUCGGAACUGC
This is a messenger RNA of Histoplasma capsulatum G186AR, 12529 nucleotides long. RefSeq names its product HECT domain-containing protein. The coding region runs from base 1 to 12255 and encodes 4084 amino acids. Gene Ontology annotation, molecular function: ubiquitin-protein transferase activity. Gene Ontology annotation, biological process: protein polyubiquitination; positive regulation of protein catabolic process; proteasome-mediated ubiquitin-dependent protein catabolic process. Lineage: Eukaryota; Fungi; Ascomycota; Eurotiomycetes; Onygenales; Ajellomycetaceae. The record is from RefSeq and is a predicted model, not a curated record. The transcript is spliced from 6 exons.